Molecule: messenger RNA, 1771 nt
Organism: Dryobates pubescens (Downy woodpecker)
Lineage: Eukaryota; Metazoa; Chordata; Aves; Piciformes; Picidae
Gene: TCF7
Product: transcription factor 7
Exons: 12
Coding region: 113-1618 (501 amino acids)
Biological process (GO): canonical Wnt signaling pathway; regulation of transcription by RNA polymerase II
Cellular component (GO): beta-catenin-TCF complex
Molecular function (GO): RNA polymerase II cis-regulatory region sequence-specific DNA binding; DNA-binding transcription factor activity, RNA polymerase II-specific
Source: RefSeq, a predicted model, not a curated record
AACAACAAAAACCAAACAUCAACCCAAACCAGAAUAAUUGGGAAGGUCUCGGUCCAGGCGGCGCAGAACAACAGCAAUCGCCGGGGAAGUUGCUGCGCGGGGCGGGGGGAAGAUGCCUCAGCUGGGCAGCGGCGGCGGGGACGACCUGGGGGCCACCGACGAGAUGCUGGCUUUCAAGGACGAGGGCGAGCAGGAGGAGAAGAUCCCCGAGAAUGCCUUCACGGAACGCGACCUGGCCGACCUCAAGUCCUCGCUGGUGAACGAGUCGGAAGGCAGCGGUAGCCCGGCCACCGCCGCCGCCGCUGUGGUGGCCGCCGCCGAUCCCGAGGCCAUCAGGCGUGUGCAGGAUCCACAGAGGGUUUAUCAGGAAAAGCUCCCGGACCACAUGGAUGACGGUAUUAAGCAUCAGGACCCAGGGAUGUACAAAGGAUCUGCGUAUUCUGGCUACCCUUUCCUCAUGCUCUCAGACCCUUACCUGCCGAACGGAUCUAUGUCACCCCUGUCCAACAAAGUUCCCGUGGUGCAGCCGUCCCAUGGAGUCCACCCACUCACCCCCCUCAUCCCUUACAGCAACGACCAUUUCAGCCACGGCUCCCACUCACCCCACCUGCCCGCCGACAUCAGCCAGAAACAAGGAGUGCACCGCCCUUCCCAGACCUCAGACAUCCCGGGAUUCUACCCGCUGCCUCCGGCCGGAGUCGGGCAGAUCACGCCACCGAUGGGAUGGCAGAGCCAGUCUGUCUAUCCGCUCCCGUCAUGUGGAUUUAGGCAGCCGUACUCGUCAGCGCUGGCUGCUGGGGCUUCUCUCUCCAGGUUCACUCACCCUCUGAUGCUGGGCUCUGGCGUGCACACCACCGGCAUCCCGCACCCUGCCAUCGUGCCCCACUCCGGCAAGCAAGAGCUGGAGCACUAUGAGCGGAAUAUGAAACCUCAAGCAGAACCAAAGAGAGAGAAGGAAGCCAAGAAGCCCACUAUCAAGAAGCCUCUGAAUGCUUUCAUGUUGUAUAUGAAAGAAAUGCGAGCAAAAGUCAUCGCCGAGUGCACCCUGAAGGAGAGUGCUGCAAUCAACCAGAUCCUGGGCAGGAGGUGGCACGCGCUGUCCCGGGAGGAGCAGGCCAAGUACUACGAACUGGCUCGCAAGGAACGGCAGCUCCACAUGCAGCUCUACCCAGGCUGGUCUGCCAGAGACAACUAUGGCAAAAAGAAGAGACGGACACGGGAGAAACAGCAAGAUUCCAGCUCAGAUCCUGCCUCUCCUAAGAAAUGCAGAGCUCGCUUUGGCCUCAACCAACAAACGGACUGGUGCGGCCCGUGCAGGAGGAAAAAGAAGUGCAUUCGGUACUUACAAGGAGAAGGACGCUGUGCCAGCCCAGUUUCUUCCGAUGGAAGUGCUAUAGACUCCCCUCCCUCUCCCCUGGACGCACUCCAAUGCAUCUCCUCUGCUUUCCCUUCAGACAAGCUCGCCGCCCCCGCUGACUGCGCACACAGCGAACAGCCUGACCCCUUCCCCGUCUCCGCUCACCUCCAAACCACCACCUGCUCCUCCAGACUGACUGCCAGGUCCUCUUCUGCACCCAGCGAGUCCCCAGCGUACAGCAUGGCCUCCACGGGGACAUAGUCCCAGGCACCCUGCCGUGCUGCCCAGGGCACGGGGCGCUUGGCUCUCCUCCACUUGGUGUCACCGUCCGUUGGGAAGGACCAGAGACCUGUCCAAAUUCCCCAUCCCACUGUAAAAUGUGCAGAGUUAGGCAGCAGGAGGCUGAGUCAAGGA